GUAUGUCAGCCACCUCCAGAUGUCCUGCAUGGUGAGCGUAUCCAAAGGGACAAGGACAUCUUUCAGCCUGGGCAGGAAGUGUUCUACAUCUGUGAGCCUGGCUAUGACCUCAGAGGGGCUGCAUCUCUGCGCUGUACAUCCCAGGGAGACUGGAGCCCUGCAGCCCCCAGAUGUGAAGUAAAAUCCUGUGAUGACUCCCUGGGCCAACUUCCUAAUGGUCGUGUGCUAUUUCCACGUAGUCUCCAGCUUGGAGCAAAAGUGGAUUUUGUUUGUGAUGAAGGAUUUCAAUUAAAAGGCAGCUCUGCUAGUUACUGUGUCUUGGCUGGAAUGGAAAGCCUUUGGAAUAGCAGUGUUCCAGUGUGUGAACAAAUCUUUUGUCCAAGUCCUCCAGUUAUUCCUAAUGGGAGACACACAGGAAAACCUCUGGAAGUCUUUCCCUUUGGAAAAGCUGUAACUUACACAUGUGACCCCCACCCAGACAGAGGGAUGACCUUCGACCUCAUUGGGGAGAGCACCAUCCGCUGCACAAGUGACCCUCAAGGGAAUGGGGUUUGGAGCAGCCCUGCCCCUCGCUGUGGAAUUCUGGGUCACUGUAAAGCCCCGGAUCAUUUUCUGUUUGCUAAGUUGAAAACCCAAAUCAAUGCAUCUGACUUUCCCAUUGGGACAUCUUUAAAGUACGAAUGCCAUCCUGAGUACUACGGGAGGCCGUUCUCUAUCACAUGUCUAGAUAACCUGGUGUGGUCGAGUCCCAAAGAUGUCUGUAAACGUAAAUCAUGUAAAACUCCUCCAGAUCCAGUGAAUGGCAUGGUGCACGUGAUCACAGACAUCCAGGUUGGAUCCAGAAUCAACUAUUCUUGUACUACAGGGCACCGACUCAUUGGUCACUCAUCUGCUGAAUGUGUCAUCUCAGGCAAUACAGCCCAUUGGAGCACAAAGCCGCCAAUUUGUCAGCGAAUUCCUUGUGGGCUACCCCCAGCCAUCGCCAAUGGAGAUUUCAUUAGCACCAACAGAGAGUAUUUUCACUAUGGAUCUGUGGUGACCUACCGCUGCAAUCUUGGAAGCGGAAGGAAAAAGCUGUUUGAGCUCGUGGGUGAGCCUUCCAUAUACUGCACCAGCAAAGAUGACCAAGUGGGCAUCUGGAGCGGCCCGGCCCCUCAGUGCAUUAUACCUAACAAAUGUAUGCCUCCAAAUGUGGAAAAUGGAAUAUUGGUAUCUGUCAACAGAAGCUUAUUUUCCUUAAAUGAAGUUGUGGAGUUUAGGUGUCAGCCUGGCUUUGUCAUGAAAGGACCCCGCCGUGUGCAAUGCCAGGCCCUGAACAAAUGGGAGCCAGAGUUACCAAGCUGCUCCAGGGUGUGUCAGCCACCUCCAGAAAUCCUGCAUGGUGAGCAUACUCCAAGUCAUCAGGACAAAUUUUCACCUGGGCAGGAAGUGUUCUACAGCUGUGAGCCCGGCUAUGACCUCAGAGGGGCUGCGUCUCUGCACUGCACGCCCCAGGGAGACUGGAACCCUGAAGCCCCCAGAUGUGCAGUGAAAUCCUGUGAUGACUUCUUGGGUCAACUCCAUCAUGGCCGUGUGCUAGUUCCAUUCAAUCUCCAGCUUGGGGCAAAGGUGUCCUUUGUCUGUGAUGAAGGGUUUCGCUUAAAGGGCAGUUCCGUUAGUCAUUGUGUCUUGGUUGGAAUGAGAAGCCUUUGGAAUAACAGUGUUCCUGUGUGUGAACAUAUCUUUUGUCCAAAUCCUCCAGCUAUCCUUAAUGGGAGACACACAGGAGCUCUCCUUGGAGAUAUUCCCUAUGGAAAAGAAAUAUCUUACACAUGUGACCCCCACCCAGACAGAGGGAUGACCUUCAACCUCAUUGGGGAGAGCACCAUCCGCUGCACAAGUGACCUUCAAGGGAAUGGGGUUUGGAGCAGCCCCGCCCCUCGCUGUGAACUUUCUGUUCGUGCUGGUCACUGUAAAACCCCAGAGCAGUUUCCAUUUGCCAGUCCUACAAUCCCAAUUAAUGACUUUGAGUUUCCAGUAGGGACAUCUUUGAAUUAUGAAUGCCAUCCUGGGUAUUUUGGGAGAAUGUUCUCUAUCUCCUGCCUAGAAAACUUGGUCUGGUCAAGUGUUGAAGACAACUGUAGACGAAAAUCAUGUGGAACUCCUCCAGAACCCUUCAAUGGAAUGGUGCAUAUAAACACAGAUACCCAGUUUGGAUCAACAGUUAAUUAUUCUUGUAAUGAAGGGUUUCGACUCAUUGGUUCCCCAUCUACUACUUGUCUCGUCUCAGGCAAUAAUGUCACAUGGGAUAAGGAGGCACCUAUUUGUGAGAUCAUAUCUUGUAAGCCACCUCCAACCAUAUCCAAUGGAGACUUCUACAGCAACAACAGAACAUCUUUUCACAGUGGAACAGUGGUAACUUACCAGUGCCACACUGGACCAGAUGGAGAACAGCUGUUUGAGCUCGUGGGAGAACGGUCAAUAUAUUGCACCAGCAAAGAUGAUCAAGUUGGUGUUUGGAGCAGCCCUCCCCCUCAAUGUAUUUCUACUAAUAAAUGCACAGCUCCAGAAGUUGAAAACGGAAUUAGAGUACCAGGAAAUAGGAGUUUCUUUUCCCUCAAUGAGAUCGUCAGAUUUAGAUGUCAGCCCGGCUUUGUCAUGGUAGGGUCCCACACUGUGCAGUGCCAGACCAACGACAGAUGGGGGCCCAAGCUGCCACACUGCUCCAGGGUGUGUCAGCCGCCUCCAGAAAUCCUGCAUGGUGAGCAUACUCCAAGCCAUCAGGACAACUUUUCACCUGGGCAGGAAGUGUUCUACAGCUGUGAGCCCGGCUAUGACCUCAGAGGGGCUGCGUCUCUGCACUGCACGCCCCAGGGAGACUGGAGCCCUGAAGCCCCCAUAUGUACAGUGAAAUACUGUGAUGAAUUCCUGGGCCAACUUCCUCAUGGCCGUGUGCUGUUUCCACUCAAUCUCCAGCUUGGAGCAAAGGUGUCCUUUGUUUGCGAUGAAGGGUUCCGAUUAAAAGGCAGGUCUGCUAGUCAUUGUGUCUUGGCUGGAAUGAAAGCCCUUUGGAAUAGCAGUGUUCCAGUGUGUGAACAAAUCUUUUGCCCAAAUCCUCCAGCUAUCCUUAAUGGGAGACACACAGGAGCUCCCCUUGGAGAUAUUCCCUAUGGAAAAGAAAUAUCUUACACAUGCGACCCCCACCCAGACAGAGGGAUGACCUUCAACCUCAUUGGGGAGAGCACCAUCCGCUGCACAAGUGACCCUCAAGGGAAUGGGGUUUGGAGCAGCCCCGCCCCUCGCUGUGAACUUUCUGUUCCUGCUGGUGCACGUGAUGCUCUAAUAGUUGGUAAGUUUCAUGAAAGGUUUGCUGAGGAAUUCUGGCAUCUUUAA
Mandrillus leucophaeus (drill) is the source of this 3372-nucleotide messenger RNA. It is a transcript of the gene CR1, whose product is annotated as complement component (3b/4b) receptor 1 (Knops blood group). The transcript has 21 exons. Bases 328 to 3372 code for a protein of 1014 amino acids. NCBI's taxonomy places the organism in Eukaryota, Metazoa, Chordata, Mammalia, Primates, Cercopithecidae. Gene Ontology annotation, biological process: negative regulation of complement activation, classical pathway. The record is from RefSeq and is a predicted model, not a curated record.